AUGUCUCUCUUCCACACCUUCCACACUCCUGGCGACUUCGCCCCUCUCUUCCGCCUCCUGGACGACUACGAUGUCCACCGGUCGACCAGAGGCCAGGCUUCCUCUGUGCGCUCCUUUGCGCCCCGCUUUGAUGUUCGCGAAACCAACGAUGCCUACCUUCUGGACGGCGAGCUUCCCGGCAUUGCCCAGAAGGACAUUGACAUUGAGUUCUCCGACAACGAGACUCUCGUGAUCAAGGGCCGCAGCGAGCGCGAAUACCACUCCGGAACUCCCGAGCAAACCACCCAGGAGUCCUCUGACGACAAGCAGAAGGAGAAGGAGAGUACCGAAAUGGUCAAGUCCGGUGACAAGCAAGUCAGCAAGAACGACAACAAGAAGCACCGCUACUGGGUGAGCGAACGCUCGGUCGGCGAGUUCCACCGCACCUUCCAGUUCCCGACUCCCGUCGACCACGACAACGUCAAGGCCAGUCUCAAGAACGGCAUUCUGUCCAUCGUUGUGCCGAAGAAGGUCGUCAACACUGGCGCCAAGAAGAUUACCAUCGAGUAA
Aspergillus lentulus is the source of this 549-nucleotide messenger RNA. RefSeq names its product Hsp20/alpha crystallin family protein. The record is from RefSeq and is a predicted model, not a curated record. Lineage: Eukaryota; Fungi; Ascomycota; Eurotiomycetes; Eurotiales; Aspergillaceae.